AUGGACUCCAGGCAAGAAAAUACGCUUUUUCGUCGUUUUCCAAAAGUGAACAUUAGGCGGCAAGUUUCCGACGUACUUCUCAGUGAACCUGUAAAUAGUUCCUCAUCGGCCGUGGGUGAAGGGCGGUUAGCUGGAUUCCGGCCCUGGGAUGAAGAAGGGGGUAAGGACCACAAUCGACACGCACGGCGCAAGCGAAAACAGGAGGAUCUCCAUCGUGGGUUAUUCUUGGAUCAUUGUCUGAUCCACUUUUAG
Cylicocyclus nassatus is the source of this 252-nucleotide messenger RNA. The record is from the annotation of a GenBank genome assembly. Lineage: Eukaryota; Metazoa; Nematoda; Chromadorea; Rhabditida; Strongylidae.